Messenger RNA from Carassius carassius (crucian carp), 1286 nucleotides. RefSeq names its product transmembrane protein 230a (gene tmem230a). Gene Ontology annotation, biological process: synaptic vesicle transport. Lineage: Eukaryota; Metazoa; Chordata; Actinopteri; Cypriniformes; Cyprinidae. The transcript has 3 exons. The coding region runs from base 532 to 894 and encodes 120 amino acids. The record is from RefSeq and is a predicted model, not a curated record. Gene Ontology annotation, cellular component: synaptic vesicle; endomembrane system.
GGGAAUAAGGAAGUAAACAAUGUCCGCAGAAGGUUGAGCAGUGUUUUCACGGGGAAGCGAGCAAAGUUUUCGUUGUGCUGUUGAAGUAUCCGUUAAAAAUCAACCCCAAUCUGGUGAGUAUAUGAACGCUUUUAUAAACUGACCAAUACCGAGCAGAUACAGUCGAAAACAGCAGUACAAUAGUUAUGACUCACGUCUGUAUAAAUAACCUCUUGGGUGUGUUAUCUAAUUAUAUAAUAGCUGCUAUUAAAUAAUUACCUAGCCUGAGACAGUAGGCCAUACCACCAGAAUGUUGUCAAAUUACUGUGUGUGAAUUUAAAUGUAGACUGGUGUUUAGACAGUAAACAUGACAGUCUGAAAAUGAUCUAAGAUGAGUUUUCCACUGCACUAUUGUGAUGCAUAUUAUAAGUUAAAACUUUCUUUCUGCUCUCCUACAAUAAACCACAACAGGAGCGGAUAUUCUCUUAGAUAAUCACUGUAUAAUUUGCUACUCUUCAUCAUUUUCAAGUGCCAAUAAGCCUAAACAUCAUCAUGAUGGCAACUCGGAACAACACAGCCAGUGCUGCUCCAAACAAUAAGGUGAAGUACUCCAGACUGGCAGAUAGUGAUGAAGGCUACAUUGAUCUACAGUUCAAGAAAACACCACCUAAAGUACCCUACAAGGCUAUUGCGCUGGCAACCUUCCUAUUUCUGGUUGGCUCUAUAUUGAUUGUUGUUGGAUCCCUUCUUUUGGCAGGAUACAUUAAUGUCGUGUACCCAGAUCGCACGAUUCCUGUUCUCAUCAUCGGCAUACUGAUCUUUCUUCCCGGAUUCUAUCAUCUGCGGAUUGCUUAUUAUGCUUCUAAGGGUUAUCGUGGUUAUUCUUACGAGGACAUCCCAGACUUUGAUGACUGAAUGGAUCUGGUCAUACUGAAUGCUGUUACUUCUAUGUGUUUUUUGCAGAUGUUGCAUAAUUUGCCUUUAGACUUUCAUUCUCUGUUUUCUCUAGGAGAGAAACUGUAGCACACUGUGCUUUACUUGAGCUGAAUAUCUUUAUUUUACCAAAAGAAAAAAACAAGUGCAAUAUUAAGCAAAAUAGAGUAUUUAUUUAGCUAAAUGCAUAAAAGCCAACAAGAAAUAUGCUGAUAUUUUCACAGCUUUUAUAAAACUUGAAAAAGUAUUGUUAAAGCUAGAAAUUGUAUGUAUUUGUAAUGGAGCGUGUUAUUUACUGUAUAUACACUAUAUCAGUCAAAUGUUUGGGCACAAAUUAGAUUUGUAUGCCAAAGAUGAAAAUAAUAUAUAUAUAU